UUUAUUAAUGCCAUAAAAUGGAUCAAAGUUGUGCACGGGAUGAAGAAGGAUCCUUUUCCACCGAAUGCACCGUUACCUUCUGAUAUUCGAAUCAUCUUCAAGGAAGCUCGACUCACCUUGGAAGAUGAUCCCUUCGAAAGUUUGCUGAGAAUGAGUUAUGAACUUAAGGAGGACGAGGUUUACGAAUGCGAGCGGAGACGUCAAAUGCUGGCUGAGCGUCUGCUUGCGCUAAAGAAGUCGAAUCCACUCAUGCCACAGGCUAGAAUCGAUGAACUAUAUGCAAUGCUUUUGGAAAAGAACAGUGCCAUCUACAUUGAACGCUGGAAUAAGGCAGACAAUAUCAAGAAGCCCUUGUUUGUUUCUAAAUGGACAGACUUCGAGAUACGUGCCUUUGCGGAUCCAUACUUUCAUGGACAGGAUAAGUGUAUUCGUCUUAUGCAAGAAUAUGAUCCACUGAGCUACUACCCUAAUGCUGGUCUGUGCUUCUCUACUCUCUGGGGCCGUGGCAUGGAAUUUGAUUUCAUGGAAUGGGCUGUGAACUUUAGAGACUAU
Messenger RNA from Cylicostephanus goldi, 552 nucleotides. The record is from the annotation of a GenBank genome assembly. Lineage: Eukaryota; Metazoa; Nematoda; Chromadorea; Rhabditida; Strongylidae.